AGUUCAGUCGAGACUGUUCAGUAGAAUGGACGCUUAGUUCGUAGUUUUAUAAUCUCACGCGCGAUUGUAAAUGUCUGUGAUGAUUUAACUAAAGGACUUUAUUUAUAUUAAUGAACUGUUGAACGUAAAUUUUCGUAACAAUGUAUUGGUUAAUAUUCGGUGGUUUUUUAGUGACUGUGUUUGGAAAAAGUUUUAAUAAUAUUGACGUUCCACCGAGAGGUUGUGAAUGGCAGAUGCAACUAAUUGAUUCGAAUGUAAGUGAAGAAGAACCAGUGCUCUACUGUCAAAUUAGGACUAUAAAUAGUGUCGAACUCGUAAUUAGAAAUUUGACACAAGCGGAUUCAGAUCGAGUAUCAGUAUUAAUGUUAGAAUGUAACGAUGUGCUAUUUUUUGAAAGUUCCUUAGAAACAGCUCGACAAGGUAGUUUUUUAUCGUCUUUAAAACAUUUGAAAGAUUUAAGAAUGGAAAACUGCAAAAUUCGAACUAUUCCAGCCGGAGCUUUUUCUCAACUCAGACACCUGAGGAAAUUAUCUCUCAGAUCGCAUAAUUCAGAAUGGUCAGCUAUGAAUUUAGAAUUACAUCCCGAUAGCUUCAGAGGAUUAGCAGACGUAAGAAGAUUAGAUUUAGCCGAUAAUAAUAUUUGGAGCAUACCUCAAGAAUUGUUUUGUCCUUUGUUUAAUUUGAAUCAUUUGAAUUUGACGAGAAAUAAACUACAAAACGCAUCGGCUUUAGGAUUUUCCGAUUGGGGAAGUGGGCCAUUAGCUCCAGGUACAGCUUGCGCUAGUAAUUUAGAAGUUUUGGAUUUAUCCAACAACGAUAUAAUAUCCUUGUUAGAUAACGGAUUUUCGGCGUUAAGAUCUUUGGAAGAACUUCAUUUGGAAAACAACGCGAUUUCGACUUUGGGAGAACGUGCAUUUGUCGGUUUAACUUCGUUAAACUCCUUAAAUUUAUCAAGUAACUGUCUCGUUGGUUUACCACCUGAAUUAUUCCAAAGCACUAGAGAGUUGAGGCAUCUCUAUUUACACAACAACUCCCUUAGUGUCUUAGCUCCGGGACUUUUAGAAGGAUUAGAUCAACUUCAAGUUUUGGAUUUAUCUUAUAACGAAUUGACGAGUCAUUGGGUGAAAAGAGAUACUUUCUUAGGAUUGGUUAGAUUAGUAGUACUCAAUCUAGCUAAUAAUCAUUUGACUAAAAUCGAUUCUAUGUUAUUUAGAGAUUUAUACACGUUACAAAUUUUAAAUUUGGAAUAUAAUAAAAUAAGUACGAUAGCAGAAGGUGUGUUUGCGGAAUUAAAAAAUUUACACGCUCUAAUAUUGACACAUAAUAAUUUGGUACGUAUCGAAAGUUACCACUUUUCUGGAAUGUACGCUCUAAAUCAACUACUGUUAGAUUCCAACGAAAUAGAAUAUAUACACCCCAGAGCAUUCGAAAACGUGACGAAUUUACAAGAUUUGAUCCUGAACGGAAAUAUUUUAGGUACAGUGCCGCCCGGUAUCGGACAAUUACGAUUCUUAAGAACUUUAGAUUUGGGUAAAAACCAUAUCAAAUCCGUGACUAAUGGUUCGUUCGAAGGUCUAGAAAUGUUGUACGGUUUAAGGUUAGUCGACAAUCAUAUUGUGAAUAUUUCGAGAGACGCUUUUUCUACUUUACCGUCUUUGCAAGUGUUGAAUUUAGCUUCGAAUAAAAUCAAAUUUGUAGAACAAAGUGCGUUUUCCAGUAAUCCUACGUUGAAAGCGAUACGGUUAGAUUCCAACGAACUUACCGAUAUUAGUGGUGUAUUUACGAAUUUAAAAACUCUCGUUUGGUUGAACGUUUCAUCGAAUAAAUUGUUAUGGUUCGAUUUCAGUCAUUUACCUGUCAGUCUCGAAUGGUUAGAUAUGCACGAUAACCAAGUACCCGAAUUAGCGAAUUACUACGACGUCAGAAACAAUUUGAAAAUAAAAAUGUUGGAUGCCAGUUAUAAUUUAAUAACGGAAAUAAAAGAAAAUUCAGUACCCGACAGUGUAGAAACUCUAUUUUUAAACAACAACAAGAUAACGACAGUGCAUGCUAACACGUUCAACAAUAAGAAAGAUUUAGAAAAAGUGGUUUUGUACGGAAACGAAAUAAAGUUUCUCGAUUUGGCAGCGCUAAGUUUGAGUCCGGUAACUAAUGAAAAAGAUUUACCGCAAUUUUAUAUCGGAGACAACCCUUUUUAUUGCGAUUGUAAGAUGGAAUGGCUCUUGAGAAUUAAUCAUUUGAGUAACUUGAGACAAUACCCUCAAGUGCUUGAUUUGGAUGCGGUCACGUGUGAAUUAGCCCAUUCGAGAGGCGCGCCUCCACAACCUCUAUUAUCUUUAAAACCUUCGAACUUUUUAUGCCCUUACGAGGCCCACUGUUUUCCGGUUUGUCACUGUUGCGAUUUCGACGCUUGUGAUUGUGAAAUGACGUGUCCGGAUCGUUGUACUUGCUAUCACGAUCAUACUUGGAGUUCGAACGUAGUGGAUUGUAGUAACGCCGAUUACACCAACGUUCCCGAGAAGAUUCCUAUGGACGCUACUGAAAUUUAUCUAGACGGUAAUGAUCUAGGCGAGUUGGGUAGUCACGUUUUCAUCGGAAAGAAAAAACUCGAAGUUUUGUUUUUGAAUAACAGCAACGUUAAAGCUUUACACAAUAGAACUUUUAACGGAGCCAACUCUUUGAAAAUUCUUCACAUGGAAAAUAAUAAAUUGGAAGAGUUACGCGGCUUCGAAUUCGAUCAAUUAGAAAAUAUUAACGAACUCUAUUUAGAUCACAACGAAAUAAGUUACGUUAAUAAUAAUACAUUUAAAAAAAUGCGUAAACUGGAAGUGUUGAAAUUGGACGAAAAUAAAAUCGUGGAUUUCGUCCCGUGGACUGAAGUAGAAACGGUUUCGCAUCCUCGUGUUACCCUCGACGGCAACAAGUGGUCUUGCGAUUGCAAUACCCUGAAUCGUCUCGUAGCCUGGAUUCGAGAGACAGGUGGAAAUCCCGCUAAAAUGUACUGUGCCGAUUUAGACAAUUCCGAGACUGUCGCCGAUGUUAUUCAUCGUUGCGAGUAUAUGGACAACGCUAUCGCAACUUCGGUAAUUCAACGUGAUGUUUUGAAAAGCCAUCAGUUAUUCGGAGGCGGUAGUUACGUACCGCUUUUGGCGGCUACUCUAGUGGCGGUGAUUAUCGUGUGUUUAUUGGUAGCCAUCAUGUUCGUUUUUCGGCAGGAAGUUAAAUUGUGGGCGCAUUCUAAGUACGGGGUGAGAAUUUUCCAAGACGUCAGCAGUGAACGUGACGGCGAUGACGACAGCGACAGACUCUACGAUUGCUACAUGGUGUACAGUCACAAAGACGAGGAUCUCGCGUCUAGGGUGAUUGCGCCCGAACUGGAACAACUGGGCCAUACGUUAUGUCUACAUUACAGAGAUCUACACCUAAUGGGUGGCGCGUCCUAUCUCGCCGAUGCUAUGGUUGGAGCGGCCGACGCUUCUAAAAGAGUAGUACUGGUAGUAUCCCCAUUACUUAUCUGCAACGAAUGGUCUCGUCCUGAAUUUCGAGCUGCUCUUCAAGCUGCACUCAGGACAACGUAUCGACAAAAACUAAUUUGUAUUCUGAACGGCGAUCCUUUGGAACCGAUGGAUCCCGAAUUGAGAGCUUUGCUAAGAGCUUGCACAGUUACCAGAUGGGGAGAAAGACGAUUCUGGGAGAAACUAAGGUACGCAAUGCCUGAUGUAAUUCACGGUUCGACUGCUAGAAGAAAUAAGAAGCCUCCAGAGAUUAGGUGUAAACCUCCCACGCGCUACACUCCCGCCCCCACAGCACACGAUUCUUGGUGUAAAUACCAGCCGAUGCCGGGGGUGCACGCGGUAGCUUUAACACCAACCCCAACACAAAGUACGUACGUGUCUGGAGAAUCUGCGCGUAGUACUGAAGAUGAAGCGGGGUCUAGUUCUAGUAGUCAACAUUAUGGUUCUGAACAAUUGAAUCAUAGUUACGUGUCAAUUGAUGGGCGACCUCCGCAGUACAGUCAGUACCCGCCUUCGAGGAAUGAAAUACCGCAUCAUGUUUAUUCCACCAUCCCAGAUGCUCCGCCCCCUACUAGAACGUAUUUCGUUUAAAUCGGGGGCAUAGAUAAUUUUUCAAUUAUUAGGCCAGUCGGUUGAGGAUUCAAAUUUAUUAUUUAUACAGGCAAUUAUACAGGGUGUCCCAUGACGAGAUAAAACUAUCUGUAUAUGGUAAAAUAUUCAUAGUAGAAUCAUGAAAGUUUCUAUGUAUGAGUUUUCGGAUACGAUCUUUUUAACUGAAAUGUUUUCAAAGAUGGCCGAAUUCCGAUUCUACCGGAAGUCGACUGUAACUUUGUUAUUUUAAAUGAAACGCCCUAUAUGUUAGUACAUUUUUGAAAUUUACGUAAAAUUUUAGUAUAUUUUUGUCUAAAAAUUUUUUUCGAAAAAAGCAUACUUUUUGAGUUAUUAAUUUUUUUGUAAAAAAUAUGACCACUGCAGACCCUUAUAAAUUUAUUUUUUACGUGGAUACCUUUAAAGAUAUGAAAAUGGUUUCUGUUCAAUUGCUUUUAGCAAUUUUAAACGUAUUUGAAUCUAUGUUGAAAAAUUUUUCAUGUUAUACAGGGUGUGUAUAAAAAGUGAUCAAAGUUUAACUUCAUAAAUAUCAAAUUCCUUUUUUUUUAAAUAGAACCACCCGUUUUUUUAUAUUUUAAUGCAUUCAAGGGUAAAUAUUGAGACAAAUUCGUGUGUACUAUACCUAAACCGUACCGUUAUCCAGAUAUUAAAUGUUUUCUAUUAAUUUCUAGAGGUGAAGGUGUGGUCUAAAUUUUAUAAUAACGGUAAGGUUUAGGUAAAGGAAAGUGUACAUGAAUUUACUUAUUUCUUACCUCUGAAUGCAUUAAAAUAGUAAAAACCGAGUGGUUCUAUUUAAAAAAAAAUAAAGAAAUUUGAUAUUUAUGAAGUUAAACUUUGAUCACUUUUUAUACACACCCUGUAUAACAUGAAAAAUUUUUCAACAUAGAUUCAAAUACGUCUGACCCUUUUCAUACCUUUAAGGGUAUCUUUGUAUAAUUAUAAUAAUAAAGGAUCUGUAACGGUAAAAUUUUUUACAAAAAAAUUAAUAACUCAAAAAGUAUGCAUUUUUUGAAAAAAGUUUUAGACAAAAGUAUACUAAAAUUUUACGUAGAUUUCAAAAAUGUAUUAAUAUAUAGAUUGUUCUAUACAAAAUAACAAAGUUAUAGUCGAUUUCCGGUAGAGCCGGCCAAAUAUUUUAGUUAAAAAGAUCGUAUUCGAAAAUCCAAACGCGGAAAUUUUCAUGAUUUUACUAUAAGUAUUUUGCCACAUAUUACUACUAAAUUGUUUAAAUUUUACAAAUCGCAUUUUUAUCGCAAAAGUAACGGUGGAUUUUCUUGAACAUUUUUUUUAUGAAUGAACAAUGACGAAGAGGUGUUAUUAAGUCUAUCAAUUGGUGCAUUCAAGCAUAUAUUUUGAACACUCAAUCCUAAGCUAUUCAACCUUUUCUAUCCAUUACUUUCUUGGUUUUUCUUGGUUUUCCUUUUUUUAUGCACCCUAUACUGUUCUAAUCAUUUUGUCUUCUCUCAUUCUUGUAUGUAUUAUUUCUAAUCCUGUCUCUUUUUACCUUCUAGUCUUCUUAUAUGUGUUGGGGUCCAUUUUUUGUUAUCUCCUCUAUUAAACCCUAUGUACUUGUAGCUAUUUACUUAUUGCGGAUUUGUUCCUUUUAUGUGUAUCUCAUUUAUUUUUUGUCGUGACUCAAAAUGCAAUAAAAUGUUUUCGUCUCAUUUAUCUUCAUGUCAAAUUUUGAUUCUAUGUUUUCUUAAGGUUUUGUUAAUAGUUCGUAUUCAGAGAUACCAAAUCAUUUUUUGGGCUUACCCCACAAAUUCUGAGCCUUCCUAUACAACCUAAAAGUUUCUUGGUGUUCCCAGAUAAACGCAAGAUCCAUGGAACAUUUCACCGGACUAUCUAUCUCAUCGAGAGUUUUCUCCUGAUUAUUUAAUUGUUUUUUUUAGACAUAUGUCUUUUUUUAAAAUUACGUAGCGCUGUAUUAGGUCUGAAGCCGUUUUGAGUGUUCUAACGUUUUUUCAACAAGUUUUAUGCCACUUUCUAUCAUUUUUUUCUGUAUAAUUCAAGUAUAAAAAAACAAAAUUCAAAUAUUUGACAUUAUGGCGUUAUUUGGAAAUUUCAGUUCUCAAUUUUCGACUGGUCCGAAUUUAAAAAGGCUGUUUUCACUUAAUAUACUGCGUAAGUUUCUGAUAUUAUAUUCUAUAUAUUCUAUAAAUAACAUUUUCGGAUAUAAUUAGAUUUGAAUUAUUAUGUCAAAUAGUGAAAAUUAUGUUGUAUAUUUUGUAUAUAUUCGAACGAGAUUAAUAUUUAUUUGUAAUUUACGAUAUACUAAUAAAAAAGGAAACGUUAAACAUAUCGAAAUCGAAUCAAACUUUUAGUGUGUGAUGACUAAGUUCGAAGUUAUAAAAUUUCAGUUUUCUAGAGAUUUGACUACAAACUAUAAGUAUCUUUGGAAGUAUAAAAAUGGUUAUAGUUCUUCUAAUAUCAAUUGCAGAUUAUUAGAAACCCUUGCCGACAAUUUUAUUUGACCUACCAUGGACGUAGAAACCUCAUUUUAUAAAUUUAUUCUUCUUAUAAAUACUUUUAAAAAUAUUUAUAUCUUAUGCGAGAAAGUAUUGGAACUUAGAAACUUGUUACAACUGAAUAGUAAAUUAUAAAACGUAAAUAGACGAGUAAAAUGUACGUGCCUAUAAGGUAGUUUGGUUUAAACAGAGUACCAGACAUGAACUGAGCCAUUUUUGUACCCAAUUCGUUUUUCUUUCUGGCAAAAUGAAGUCCACGUGGACUGACGUUUUGUUAGAUAUUUACUGAAUUUUAUACGGGGAGUAAACAUUAUUUUUCAUUUCAUAAUUUGGUAUGAGUGCCGUUCGUAUUUAUGAAAUCGAAGUAUUUGAUAUUUGAAGAACUAUAAUUCUGUUCUUGUUGCUAUCAACUUUCAAACGACUCUAUAAAAUUUCUAUUAAUUUUAUUCUUAAAAUCGAGGUGUGAAAUGAGACGACAUUUCAAACAGCUGUUCCCAUUUAACUGUCACUAAAAGCGACGAAACCUGUAUUUUACAACUAUAUCAUAAAAAAUGUCCUCUAUUUUCAUAUUCUAUGUAAUAAAUUACAUUGAAGAUUAAAAAAAAAUAAUCCGUAUAUAAAUUAGCAAUAAAAUAAUCAUUUAUAAAUAAUUCAAUAGCUAGUUUUGAAGAAGACGCUUCGAAAUGGUUUAUUUAGAAAAUUUACUGAAAUAGUGGUAGACCGGGGUCGAUAAUUUUUGAAACCAAAAAAAUAAUAGUAGGAUGGAACCCAUUGAAAUAGUAUAUAAUAAACAUAAAAGGAAAACUAAUUUACGGGCGAUCUAAAGUUCGGAACGGAAAAGGGAUGAGUUUUUAAGGUUAAAAAAUAGUUUAUCUCGAUUUCCGGUAAAACUACGAAACUUAUGGGAAAAAGUCAAAUAGCAAAGUUGUAGGUAAUAAGAAGAUAUACAACUUUUGUGUUUACACUUUUUUCUCAUAUCUUCAAAAUUCAUGUGGGAAAUUCAAAAAACCGCUUUUACUUCAUAUCUUUUAGGCACAAAACCUUUUUUUUACAUAAAAUUUGAUGAAAACUUAUCUCCUUAUGUCGUAAAUAUACUGCAAUUCACCCUAAUUUUUGUACGAAAAUUCUCACGUCAAAAUAACAGCUGGUGUAAAAAAAGUUACUGUUUACUAGAUUGUCUAAAAUUUAUUUUUCUGACUCUUCUAGUCUUGUUUUAAAAAUAAUCUUUCACUGUUUUGUGAAGCUUAAAGACUUAACUAAAACAGCAAAUAUAAAAAAUAAAAUCACCACAAAUUUAUCCAAAUUCACUUUUGCUUGAAUUGUAGAGAGGUAGUGGAAAAAUUUGAAUCAAUUUCCAGGUUUUAUUGAAUGGAGUGGAAGGUAGAUAACAAAUUAAAUUCUUCAAAAACUCGAAAGUUAGCAACAAACAAGUUUAUUGAAAAAAAUGAAAAAUCCGCAUUAACCAGCGUAUCCAAAAGAGGACAACGAAUAAAAGUGAUUAUAAAUUAAAUCAGAAUUCUAUAUAUCUUAAAGAUAAGGUUGGGACUUGUCUAUGGAAAUCCGGGAUGGUUGCGGCCAUCAACUAAAUACCCAGAUGUUUGAGUUGAGGUUGAGUUUGUUCGGUUGUUGUGGCAACUCUCAACCUGGCAGUUGUAGAACGAACAGCGAAUAUAAAGAAUAAAAUCAGCACAAAUUUAUCAAAAUUUACUUUUGCUUGAAGUGUAGACAGGUAGAUGAAGGAAUUUCUGGAAUGAAGUGGGAGGAAGAUAACUAAUUAAUCUCUUCAAAAAUUCCAAUGAAAGACAAUUAUCUACUUUACGAAAAUUGUUUGCUGAAAAACAAUUACUCGAUUAUUAUCAACAGUUUCAUUAAGUAAAAGACGUUUUUUCUCUAAUAAACUUAAUUUUAAUACUAAAAGUCCUUGUUUACUUGUAAUUAUAUUUAAUUUAAUACUUGCGGUGCGUACUGGGCAACAAGUUUAGUACCUAAUUUCGUGAUUCAUCCAUAGUUUGUAGUUGAUUAGUUGGAUUAGUCUAAUCUAAUGAUAUUUUUAACAAGUGAGAUCGUUUCGAUAUUUUUAACUCGAUCUUUUAAUUACUGAACGCUUAAUAGUCAUUAUUUUUAAGUACUUUGUAUAUAAUUUUAAUCUUACUGAUAUUUAAGUCAAGACUGUUAAAUAUGUGAAAUAUCUCUUAAUUUAUGAGAAUAAAUCGAAUUUUUUCAUAUAAA
Molecule: messenger RNA, 8821 nt
Organism: Diorhabda carinulata
Lineage: Eukaryota; Metazoa; Arthropoda; Insecta; Coleoptera; Chrysomelidae
Product: toll-like receptor Tollo
Exons: 2
Coding region: 141-4106 (1321 amino acids)
Biological process (GO): signal transduction
Molecular function (GO): protein binding
Source: RefSeq, a predicted model, not a curated record